Molecule: messenger RNA, 1307 nt
Organism: Phodopus roborovskii (desert hamster)
Lineage: Eukaryota; Metazoa; Chordata; Mammalia; Rodentia; Cricetidae
Product: solute carrier family 12 member 8-like
Biological process (GO): chloride ion homeostasis; cell volume homeostasis; potassium ion import across plasma membrane
Cellular component (GO): membrane
Molecular function (GO): potassium:chloride symporter activity
Source: RefSeq, a predicted model, not a curated record
GAGGCAGUGGCCUGCUUGCACUGUUGCAGAUGGCAGCUUCCAGGAAAGGACCCAGAGGACAGGAAGGGACCACCCUGGGAAGAGCUAUUUGCUUCAGAGUACCCGCCUCACUCCAUCCCUUGUCUGGGUGUCUUUCAGGCGUCAUGGCUGGCUUCAACAUGGGAGGAGACCUGAGGGAGCCUGCUACCAGCAUACCUCUAGGCUCCCUAGCAGCUGUUGGCAUCUCGUGGUUUCUGUACAUCGUCUUUGCCUUCCUGCUUGGUGCCAUCUGUACCCGAGAGGCCCUCCACUCUGACUUCCUGAUAGCUGAAAAGAAAGGGCCAAAUAAAACACCGGUAGCAGCCAUCUGCCUGACCAGCUUGGUGACCAUGGCCUUUGUCCUUGUGGGUCAGGUGAAUGUUCUGGCGCCAGUUGUCACCAUCAACUUCAUGCUGACCUACAUCGCGGUGGACUAUUCCUUCUUCGCCCUCUCCAUGACUCCCUGCAGUCUCCCCCAGUCUCCUGAAGCGGUGCCCAGGGAAGGUCCAGAUGCUCUGCCCUGCUCUGAGCACCUGCUCCAGGACAGGGCUCCCAGCUACGGCUCCGGCACCCCUGCUGGGAGCUCCGAGGGUACCCUGCUAGAGUUCACCAAGGACAUGGAUCAGCUGCUCCAGCCCACAGAGAGGCAUGACAGUUGUCAGCUUGGGUCAAGACAGGGAAACUGGGUCCCGAAGAGGCAGAAGGGGAAAAGCAAGAAAGCCGCCAAGCGAACCCUGCGAGAUAGCUUCCUCUUGGACUUGGGGUCUCUGUCCUUUCCUGCAGGAGCCUCUGGCGGGUUGCCUGCUGCCUCCUGGGAGGAGCAGGAGUCCCAUCACAACCAGCAGGCUUCUAGGAGUGAAUCACAUGACCAACUUGUCCCAGAUCCGUGCAACCAGCCUAGAGGGAAUGGAGAAGAUUUCUUUAUGAAAUGCCGACUUCAGGAGCAAGAGGUCCAGAGGAGACCAAGUGCUUCCUAUACUUGCAUGUGUAACCCAUGGGUCUCCCUGUUUGGGGCCAUUGCAUCCCUUCUCAUCAUGUUUGUGAUUCAGUGGGUCUAUACCCUACUUAGCAUGGGUGUUGCUGUCAUUGUGUAUUUCUACAUUGGCCAGUCCAGUCCAAGUCUUUACCUAGGAUCAGCCUCAAACUUCAGCUUUUUCCGAUGGAUGAAGUCCCUCCUGACGCCCUCCUGCAGUUACUCUGUGAGGUUAACCCUGACCUUUAGAAGACUUUCCUCCCUGGAGCCCUAGCAACUGUCCUGAUGAGGGUCUGCAAGCAGUUCUGGGAAACUG